UCUCGCAUUUUUAACAUUUUUUGUUGCAGAAUUUUUGUAAUAAAUCAAGGAGACAACAACACCUUCAAUAGAGCUGCGGUUUUCAAUGCUGGAUAUAUUGAAGCAAUUAAAUAUUUUGAUUGGAGCUGUUUUGUAUUCCAUGAUGUGGAUUUGUUACCAGAAGACGACAGGAAUCUAUAUCGAUGUGGAGAAACUCCCAAACAUUUGUCGUCUGCAUAUGGAAAAUUUAAUUAUAAGUUGCCCUACCCGAACUUUAUGGGAGGAGUUGUUGCUUUCUCUAAACACCAAUUUGAGAAAGUAAACGGGUUUUCAAACCAGUUUUGGGGCUGGGGAGGGGAAGAUGAUGACCUAGCGCUGCGAGUCAGAACUGCCGGAUUCUCUACACAUCGCAAUUUAACUGUAGGGAAGUAUACAAUGUUUAAGCAUAAAGUAGAUGAGACGAAUCCUCCGAACCCGGAGAGAGUAAAAUACCUUGCUCACAAAUCGUUGAGUAACAUUCGGAAGGACGGACUCAAGAACAUCAAUUACACACUGGUAGCAGAGGAUAACCCAACCCUAUACACCAAUAUUACAGUUCAAUUAGCCUUUCCAAUACCAAUACCAGAUACACCAUAACCAUCCAACCUAUAUCAAUACCAGAUACACCAUAACAAUCCAACCUAUAUCAAUAUCAGAUACACCAUAACCAUCCAACCUAUAUCAAUA
Messenger RNA from Eurytemora carolleeae, 705 nucleotides. Its product is annotated as beta-1,4-galactosyltransferase 4. The record is from RefSeq and is a predicted model, not a curated record. The annotation marks the transcript as partial. Gene Ontology annotation, biological process: carbohydrate metabolic process. Gene Ontology annotation, molecular function: glycosyltransferase activity. The transcript is spliced from 7 exons. NCBI's taxonomy places the organism in Eukaryota, Metazoa, Arthropoda, Copepoda, Calanoida, Temoridae.